ACAGCCACCGACCAAUCAGAAAGCUGCUAAAAGCCUAGCUAGCAUGCUAUUGUCCCGCCCAGAGAGUCACAUCAUCGUAUGAGCAAAACACAGCACACAAGUACGGGUUGAAUAGUGAACAUUAUUAUAUAUUUGGAUAUAUUCUUAUUUUUCAGGUCCUUGCUGCAGUUUAAUGGGUUCACGAUAACAUCUUGGAGAGCAGAGCCCGUUCAGUACCAUGGCCCUUGCUGAGGAGCAGCCCGAGAAACACUGUUGGGUGUGUUUUGCCACUGAGAGAGACGACUACAGUGCAGAGUGGGUGAGCCCCUGCAGGUGUAAAGGCUGCACUAAAUGGAUCCACCAGUCCUGUCUGCAGCGCUGGCUGGACGAGAAGCAGAAGGGAAACAGUGGAGGAGCAGUCAACUGUCCACAAUGUGGCACUGAAUACCAUAUCAACUUCCCCAAGAUGGGCCCGUUGGUGUAUUUCCUCCAGCAGGUAGACAGAGCUCUGUCACGGGUCAGUCCCUUCGCUGCUGUCGGGGUGGUGGUCGGCUCUGUCUACUGGUCGGCUGUCACAUACGGAGCUGUGACUGUCAUGCAGGUUGUGGGACAUAAGAAGGGUCUGUAUGUGAUGGAGCGAGCCGACCCUCUGUUCCUGUUGAUGGGGCUGCCCACCAUUCCUGUUCUGCUGGUCCUGGGAAAGAUGAUCCGCUGGGAGGAUUAUAUAGUGAGGCUGUGGCAGAGAUACUCCUACAAAGGGAAGCUCCCGCCAGGUACCAGCCGUUAUCUGCCCCGUGUCCCUGUUGACGGGCCCAGUGCAGGAGAUCACCUCUCUGUGUCCAGGACUCUGUGUGGAGCUCUCAUCUUUCCCUCCAUCGCCAGUCUGGUGGGAAGGCUGCUGUUCAGGCGGAUGCCCUCUAAUCUUCAACGCACUAUACUGGGAGGCAUCGCGUUUGUGCUGAUCAAGGGAGUGAUGAAGGUGUAUUUCAAGCAGCAGCAGUACAUCAUUCAGGCCAACCGGCACAUCCUCAACUACCCAGAAAGAAACGGAGACGGACAGAAUGAAGGUGCAGAUGAGGACACAGAGGACAGUGGGAAUGAAUAGUUCUGCUAACUUGGAAAGAGGCCAGCAAAGGAAGCCUGUGGGGCAGGAAGGGAGCCAGACUAAAAUGUAUUACAAUAAAACAAUGCAGAACAUUGAUCUUUUAAACUAAGGUGAGUGCUCAUGUAGAUGAGGAGGAGGAGGAAGGUUUUUGUAAGCGGUGGUUUGUCUGUUAAAAAGGAGUUAGCUUGAUCUGCCUUCAUUGGAACUGUUAAUAACCAGAACUCUUAUCGAGCCGAAGGAACCUUUUACUUUGUAAGAAGUCUCCAACAUCUGUGUUAAACACAUCUAAGCGGCCAAAUCUCAGAUUACAAAAUGACUACCUACUUCUCACUACUAGUACUAACACUGUAGUAGAUACUGGUGGCCACUUCUGUCCCUCUCAGCCGUUCAUUCUAGUCUCGACGACAACAUACUUGAAGAUAUUUAUAAAAAAUGGUGUGUUGCCUUAUCUUUUAAUGAGGUCAACUUUCUGCAUUUAUCUGACUUCUUAAACGUCUUGUAUACGAGAAACCCGGUCGAAUUAUUGGGGUGGGGAUUUAGAAGAUUUCUCCUGGAGGCUUUUUUUACACAUGAGCGUGUGCAGGACAAAGACUUCAGACGGGGAAAGUAACUGUGACAGCAGAGCGGCUGAACGAAAGGAAAGAUCAUUAUUGUCAUUACACGUAGAGAAACAUCCUCGUAUUCAAAAUAAUUCCAUCCAAAGUCCGACGGGCUUCCACCACUGAACUUUUGACUAUUUGUUAAAUUCACACACAUACAGACACAUUCGACAACAGAGUCUGUCCUCCGACACACACACACAAACAAAUGCACACACACCAAAAUAAGUAAUUCUUCCAAAAUAAGGUCAGGGGAAGGAGAGAAAUCUCACCACUGAUCUGCAUGUAUUCAGAUUUACAGUAACCAGGUCACUACAGUAGUGAUAUUCUGAUUACCUGCGUAACCUGAUUCCUCUGCGUUACCUGGUAUCUGGAGCCUGAAAUGAACGGUCAAACACAGAUAGAUGUUGUGUUCAUUAUUCCACAUCAUUCUCACUUACCACUCAUCACCUUGACCCAGUGCAUAUUAAUGUCUUCCUUUUACGUGCCUUAUUUGAAGCACUUUUCCACAACAAAACAAGCUUUACAAAGUCACUUGUCCUGGACUGUAACAUGAGACAGACUUGCAGACAUAAUUCACUGUCUGCUGACGUUUCCCAGUUUGUAGCGCCCUCAGUAAUCAUUAUUGGAUAGUUUUCCUUGACGCAUCUAAAGCUGGUUUAUUUCAUUAAGAUUUUUUGAUCUAAUUGAUAAAAAAAUUGCCCCCUGACUAUUUUCCUACUAACCAGAUAUUUAAAUACUUGGUUGGACUCUAAAUGUACUGACUUUGUUCUGAGUUUUUGCCUGCUUGAUAAAAGGGCGGUGCUGCUGUUCACAAACACAAUCAGUGACCUACUGUAUUAUGAACUUUGAUCCUUGUUAUUUGAUGCAACUGACGUAACUUAAGGAACUUUUAACACUCACACACAGUUCACAUGGUCUUCCUGACAGUAUGGGUUGUGAUAUUUUUAAUUUUUAAAUAUAUUUUGAACUGCUGAAUCACAGUUGCUUGCAGACUGAGGUAUUUGAUGCUUUAGGGAUACGGCCAGUGGGAUGUGAAAUGCUCCCACAGCUCCCAGUACUAACAGGAGACUCAAACCAAAGCAUUUCAUAGUUGUAUUGUACACGAUGAGUCGAGGUUGUGGUUCUUGAGCGAUUGUUUUCACUUGUUGCACUUCACCUCUUACGGAACAGCUAAAGCAGAGUUUCAGAGUUGUUUAGACUAUGUUCAGUAAAAAUAAUUUAAGUUUGAGGUUUAUUAUUGGUUUGGAGCGCUUCAUGCUUCUGAAAGUAAAGCAAUGUGCCAUGAUCAAAUCAAUUUCUGAUUUGGGUUAAAAACAAAAAAGGCGUAAUUGGUCAUCAUAAGGCUGAUUAAGUUUAUUAGAAAUUAUUUCGUUUUCUUUGAAAAUUGUGUCCCCUGCUUUUGCUAAAUGAACAUGCUCUGGGACUUUAAUUGCACAUUUUCCAUUUAGUCAUUAUGUAUAUUAAAAGAAACUCUUAUUUUAUGUCUUGGUGGAUGAUUUGUUUAAUAAAGCUCUUUGUAAAACAAG
Messenger RNA from Siniperca chuatsi (mandarin fish), 3212 nucleotides. It is a transcript of the gene marchf5l, whose product is annotated as membrane-associated ring finger (C3HC4) 5, like. Bases 218 to 1084 code for a protein of 288 amino acids. The record is from RefSeq and is a predicted model, not a curated record. The transcript has 7 exons. Gene Ontology annotation, molecular function: zinc ion binding. Lineage: Eukaryota; Metazoa; Chordata; Actinopteri; Centrarchiformes; Sinipercidae.